Trypanosoma conorhini is the source of this 2823-nucleotide messenger RNA. RefSeq names its product putative mismatch repair protein MSH3. Gene Ontology annotation, molecular function: ATP binding; ATP-dependent DNA damage sensor activity; mismatched DNA binding. Gene Ontology annotation, biological process: mismatch repair. The record is from RefSeq and is a predicted model, not a curated record. The coding region runs from base 1 to 2823 and encodes 940 amino acids. Lineage: Eukaryota; Euglenozoa; Kinetoplastea; Trypanosomatida; Trypanosomatidae. The transcript has a single exon. Gene Ontology annotation, cellular component: MutSalpha complex; nucleus.
AUGAGCAAGCGGCAGCGGGACGACGAGGCGGCGGCUGUGCGCCACGCCGUUGAGCUUGUCUGCCAGCGUCCCGUGGGGUCCACCGAGGUGAAGGCGCUGACGCUGACGCCGCUUGAGAAACAGGUGGUUCGGCUUAAGGAGUCUUUGCCGCACGACGUCGUGCUGAUGGUGGCGUGUGGCUAUCGUGUGAAGUUUUACGGUCGCGAUAGCCGUGUGGCGAGCCGCCGCCUGGGAAUCAUGUGCAUUGGCACUACUCCUUUCGAGUCAAGUAGUAUACCGUAUGUGCGGGUCAAUCUCUACGUUCACCGCCUUGUGGCGAUGGGCUACCGCGUGGCGUUUGCUGAACAGGAGAACGCCUCCAUUCGCACAACCGACGGGGCCGCGAAGGGCAUUUUCGCGCGAGAGGUCGCGCGGGUGUGUAGCCGGGGCACACUGCUGCCGUCUGAGGUCAUCGGUGACGCCACCACCACGACCACGACCACGACGGCGUCUCAAGCCGCUCCAUCGGCGGAUCAGGCAGAUGCGGCGGAGGGCAGGGCGGAGGAUGACGGGCCGGAGCCAGACGGUGUGGGUGCCCCCGUGAAGGAAGAGUCCUCGGAGUUGUUCAUGUGUUUUCUAAAGCCGCCCGCAUCAGCGUUGUUGUCGCCGCCGGCGCCGGGAGUUCCGGCGAUGGAUGUGACACUCGUCAGCUUCGUCACGUACACCGUACGGCGUCACCGUGUGGCGUCCGAGGUGGAGCUGUUGGACAUCCUGCAGCGCUACGAUAUUGUGGAGCUGGUUCUCCUUUCUGCGCCCCACCCGGCGACGCCGGCGAAUGGAAUUUCACCCGCCCCGUCGUCUCUGCAGUGCUUGCCGGAGGUGUACGCCUCAUGCCUCAACAAGGUGCUUCCGCUGCAUUUUGGCCCCACCGUUAACGGCGAGGAGGACGACCGCUCGAUUUCUCUCUCCACCUUUGAGUGCGUUGGCUCCGUGGACGAGGCGAUUGCAAAGUACCUCGCCCCCUAUCAGCUGAAUAGAGUGUACGAAAAGAUGUGCGCGGAGGGUGGCCAGCCGGUGCCCCUGAAAGGCGCCGGCGAGGGUGCGAAGAAGGCGAUGGAGUUGCCCGGCAGCACAUUGGGUGCACUGGACGUUUUUCACAGCAGCAUCGGCGCCAAGGGCUCCCUGCUGGCGCUGCUUGACCACAGCCUCACCCUUCCCGGCGUGCGACGCCUGCGACUGUGGCUGUCCGCGCCGCCGUGCGACAUGGACACCAUCCUGUCACGCCGAAACGCCGUGUCAUUUUUACUGCGUGGCGAGGAGGCCAACGCCGUGACGGGUUUGCUUCGUGAGUGCGCCAAGUUUGGCGACAUUGAGGCAGCCCUGGGAAAGGUGCGGGCGCAGCGUUGCACAAUUGCGGAGUACAUCCAGCUUCUGCGCGCCGUGGACACGGCGCAUACGCUCGCGUGUGCCAUAUUGGCCCGUACUCACGGGCACAUGGACAAGCUUAUUUGCGAAACCUUGCAGAGCGUCACUUCCGUGGAGACGACCACUUUUCUUCAGUCCUGUAAGUCUGAAAUGGACUCUCACGCGAGUUCCCCGUUGGAAUAUUUCACCUCGCCUGGCGUCUCUACCCCCGCUGCCUUGCAGACACACUUAAAGGCUUCUGACGAGGCACUACGCGCCCUUGACGAGGAGCUGGAGUCCGUUCGCCGGACACUGCGUAUGCCGGAGUUGGAGUAUCGCACCAUUGCAGGGACGCCGUUUAUUGUGGAUGUGCCACAGGCAAAGUGCGGCCGUGUCCCAAAGGACUGGUUGGUGCUGACGCGGACCAAAAGUCAUGUGCGGUUUCACACGUCAAACAUUGUUGAUAGCAAUGUUGCGCUUUCCUCUGCGCGAGAACGUCUUCUUGUCGCGGCAAGAGAGGCAUGGCAGCAAAAGCAAGAGGAAUUGGCGAACGCCUCUUCCGCCAUGAAUGUUUUUCAGGCUGUUAUUGAUGCGGUGUCCGUUUUGGAUGCGAUUCGUUGCCUGUCGGUGACAUCGUCCUCCCCUGGCUACGCUGCGCCUGAGCUCUCUGAGGCUGCGGCGUGUCUGAAGAUUGUUGGCGGUCGCCAUCCAGUGCUAGACAGCAUUUUGGAGGGCGGCUACGUGAGCUGCGAUGUUUGCCUGGCAAAAGGUGGGGCGUGGAUCCUGACUGGCCCCAACAUGGGCGGCAAGUCUGCCCUUAUGCGCAUGGUUGGCACCUUUGUCAUCAUGGCGCAGCUCGGUUGCUACGUUCCGGCGACUGCGGCGCAGUUGCCCCUCUUCACUGCCGUGUACUGCCGCAUGGGGGCAACGGACUCUCUGCUCGAGGGGGCCUCCACCUUUUUGAAGGAGAUGGAGGAGACAAGCCGCAUUCUGCGCUCGCCGCACUUGCCGUCCUCACUCGUGUUGUUGGACGAACUGGGGAGGGGCACAAGCAGCUUUGACGGCGUCUCCGUCGCUGCGGCAACGCUGGAAUACCUGCUUCAGCGCGGCACGACGACACUCUUCGUGACGCACUACACACAUCUCUGCGAACCGUACCGCCACCCCGCCGCCGAGGGAAAACGUGUGGCGUGCUAUUUUAUGGGGUUUCGUGAGGAGCGAAGUGGGGCGGGCGAGGGUGAGGCCAAGCUAGUCUUUACGUACAAGCCAACGCCGGGCGUGACGCCGUCCAGCUUUGGCGUGCGGGUGGCACGCAUGGCGGGGCUUCCGCCGGCUGUCGUGGCGGCGGCGCAGCGACUCAGUGAAGUAGAGGAGAGAGCGCAGGCGGCACGGAUGGCGUUGCUGCGGCUACGUCGCUUCGUUCAGGCGUCGCCCACCUAA